AUGUUGUCGAGAGUACUGAGGAUAGGUCAAAGACAAGAGGGGCUUCCUCCUGGUCCACCGACGGUCCCCAUACUAGGGAACGCCCAUAUCUUCCCGAAGGCCUAUGCCCACUAUCAGUUCACGGAAUGGGCGAGAAUAUACGGGGACGUCUACUCCUUGACGUUAGGCUCCGGAGUAGUCAUCGUUCUCACCAGUAUGGAAGCCAUUCGGGAACUCAUGGAUAGACGAAGCGCGAGCACGGCCGACCGCCCUGCGAACUACAUGUCGAUUCUGAUCACGGGCGGCUUGAAUAUGACGCGAGCGCGGUAUUCGGACACAUGGCGGGCACUUCGCAAGGCGGCUCAUUGGGUGUUGACGCAGCAGAAGUGCAACAAGCAUUUGUCAAUCCAAUGCGCGGAGUCGACUCAAUUGAUGUACGAUCUUCUACAAACUCCCGAGCGAGCUUGGUGGCAUGUCCGGAGAUAUUCGAACUCCGUUGUCCUUUCCGUUUUCUAUGGUAAACGUGCGCCGAGGUACGAAACCAAGGAAACGGCGGCGUUCUUCGAGAUCACGCGCCUCGUCAAUUACCUCAAUGAACCUGGGGCACAUCCACCUGUCGACCAGAUCCCCCUUUUGCGAUACGUACCCGAAAGAUGGGCUCCGUGGAAGCUUGCGUGCCGUCAACUUCGGCGUAUGCAAAGGGAUCUCUAUUUCGACCUUCUCAGCGAAAGCGAGGCGAGAGUGCAAAAUGGAGAGUCCGGAGAAAUUACGACGUUCAUGGAUGAAAUAAUUCGGAAAUCAGGGGAGUUAAAAGUCGACAGGGAGAUGCAGGCAUUCCUGGGCGGAAACGUGAUUGAGGGAGGAAGUGAUACCACAUCGUCGUUUCUGCAUUCUUUCGUUCUACUACUGGCCGCCUUCCCUGAGGCACAGCACAAGGCGCAGGAGGAGAUGGAUCGUGUGGUAGGGCCAGAUAGAAUGCCGGCGCCCGAAGAUUACCGGAAGUUGAUAUAUCUCCAAGCGCUGAUUCAGGAAGUUCAUCGGUUCAGACCUGUCGCCCCGCUGGCCCUACCUCACGCAUCCCUCUCCGACGAGAUCUAUAAAGGUCACAUCAUACCCAAAGGUAGCACGAUAUACAUCAACGUCUGGGGCGUCUACCAUGAUCCAGAAUUAUACGAUCGCCCAGACGAAUUCAUACCGGAACGUUUUCUGGAAUCCGAGUUCGGCACAAAACCUGGAACGGACACCAGCGAUUUCAAGCCUGACUUGCUAUUUGGGGCCGGGAGGCGUGUGUGUCCUGGGAUACACUUGGCUCAGAAUACGUUGAUGGUCAAUAGCAUGAACCUUAUAUGGGGCUUCGAUUUUGCGCCGACCGUCAACAAGCUGACUGGGGAGAUCGAGCCCUUGGAUCUUUGGGCCUAUCAUAAGGGCGUGGUGACAGAUCCCCGCCCGUUCGUAUGCUCCAUCAAACCCAGAACGCCGCAGCACGCUUCCACGAUCCGAAGAUGCUUCCAGGAGGCCAUACCUUCUUUCGCGCCCUAUGAGGAGCGUUUGAGUGCGGAAGACAAAGCGUGGUUGGUUGAGAGCAGGAAAGACCUGUUUUGA
This is a messenger RNA of Punctularia strigosozonata HHB-11173 SS5, 1581 nucleotides long. RefSeq names its product cytochrome P450. Gene Ontology annotation, molecular function: oxidoreductase activity, acting on paired donors, with incorporation or reduction of molecular oxygen; heme binding; iron ion binding. The record is from RefSeq and is a predicted model, not a curated record. The transcript is spliced from 13 exons. Bases 1 to 1581 code for a protein of 526 amino acids. NCBI's taxonomy places the organism in Eukaryota, Fungi, Basidiomycota, Agaricomycetes, Corticiales, Punctulariaceae.